Messenger RNA from Prunus mume (Japanese apricot), 1197 nucleotides. Lineage: Eukaryota; Viridiplantae; Streptophyta; Magnoliopsida; Rosales; Rosaceae. The record is from RefSeq and is a predicted model, not a curated record.
CCACAUCGGUGGGGUGAAAGAAAACAAAUGGGUUUAAAUAGAAUUACCACACUCUAACUAAUACCGAGGCCUUUUGUGAUAAAAACCCCACACCUGACGGAUUGGGCGGGUGGUAAAGUGGGGACAGUAUCGGUGUUGUUAGAGUGGGACCCAACGGGCAGAUCCAAAUUUUCAACAUGGUAUCAGAGCCAAGGCUCGUACAAGCUAAUGAUGCUUGUAACCAAAAAAAAAAAAAAAAAAAAAAAAAAAAAGAAAAAAGAAAAGAAAAGAAAAGGAAAGGAAACAAGUCGGACUCUUGAAAAAUGCCAAUGAAGCUAAGAGCCGACCUCUGAGUUCCAUUGAAAACAAGUGGGCCCAACGAGAGCCGACCUCUGAGUUUCAAUUGCCGAUGUGUGGAUCUUCACGUGUGAUUACACGUGAGGGGGAGUGUUGGAAUCCCACAUCGGUGGGGUGAAAGAAAACAAAUGGGUUUAAAUAGAAUUACCACACUCUAACUAAUACCGAGGCCUUUUGUGAUAAAAACCCCACACCUGACGGAUUGGGCGGGUGGUAAAGUGGGGACAGUAUCGGUGUUGUUAGAGUGGGACCCAACGGGCAGAUCCAAAUUUUCAACAGGCGGCACACUCAAUGAAAGCAUGCGCUGAAAGUAUAUAUAGGGAGGAACAAACCGCUUCAUCUAGCACAGACCGUGAUGAUGAAAGUUGUAUAACAGUUGAUCGGCUUUCUGAUACCAAUGCUCAAAGUUCAUCUAGGCAAAGGCCUAGAUUACCAGGCUUGCAGAGGGAUAAAAGUGUUGAAAAGUGAGCUCCUGAAAUUUAUUUCAGAGCAUGGGCAGGAAGGAUUAAUGCCCAUGAGAAAGCAACUUCGUUUACAUGGGAGGGUAGAUAUCGAGAAAGCAAUCACACACAUGGGUGGAUUCCGGAGGAUUGCAACAUUGAUGAACCUCUCUCUUGCUUAUAAACAUCGAAAACCAAAGGGCUAUUGGGACAACAUUGAUAAUUUGCAGGAAGAGAUUAAUCAAUUUCGGAGGAGCUGGGGAACGGACCCUUCAUUCAUGCCCAGUAGAAAGUCAUUUGAGCGUGCCGGGAUGUAAAACUUGAUUAUGUAGUAUCAGCUGAUGUAGAGGGAGAGAAAGUGGCACCAUCUAAUCCCUAUGUAUCUCAAGAUACACAAGAGUGGAUCUCAGAACUAAAACAU